Messenger RNA from Macaca mulatta (Rhesus monkey), 1324 nucleotides. The record is from RefSeq and is a predicted model, not a curated record. NCBI's taxonomy places the organism in Eukaryota, Metazoa, Chordata, Mammalia, Primates, Cercopithecidae.
UGAGGCGUGCGGAGCGGUGUGCGGACCAGCACCGGGAGGACGUGAUCUUAGGGGGCGCCCCUGUAGAGGAGGCACCUGGAAGGUCACGGUCACCCCGUCCUGCCGGUACCGAGGGCGGAGAGGCCCCGCAGGUCCUGCCGCAGAGUCGGGGGGUUUUCUGCCGGGCUGUAAUGCCAUUUUCAGGGAGGCCGCUGCACGAACUUUCCAAGGAUGCUAGACCUAGAGUCGGCCCCGGCCCCGGCCCUACUGAGCUUACCUAGUUCUGCCCCGCCAUGCGCGCUCACUUUUGUGCGCACGCACGCACGCAGUACGUCCCUACGUCCCGUUUCUAACCCGGACGCGCCGCCGGUGGCCUUCUCCAGCUAUCAUUCUUCUCUACAGAAGAGCUGUUUCUCAUCAAUCGGGGGUGAUUACAGUUCUUCCUAAAAAGGAUGGCUGCUCUUUUUCUAAAGAGAUUAACACUACAAACUGUAAAGUCUGAAAAUAGUUGCGUCAGAUGUUUUGGUAAACACAUCGUGCAAAAGACAGCACCAGCACAGUCGUUCCCUAUUGCUUCUGCCCCGAGACUCUCCUUCCUAAUUCAUGCAGAAGCCUUUAGUACCGUUGAAGACACCCAGAAUGAAGGAAAAAAGAAAAAAAAGAGUCAAACAGCUUUUGGUAACAUUGGAAGAAAAAUUAGUCAGCGAAUUGUUCACUUAUUUGAUGAGAAGGGCAAUGAUAUGGGAAACAUGCACCGAGCAGAUGUGAUUAGACUUAUGGAUGAGCGAGACCUGCGACUGGUUCAAAGGAACGCCAGCACAGAGCCUGCAGAGUACCAGCUCAUGACAGGAAUGCAGAUCCUCCAGGAGCGGCAGAGGCUGAGGGAGAUGAAGAAGGCUAGCCCCAAAACUGUCCUUGCACCCUGUUUCAAACCAGGACCAACCCUGACAAAGGAACUGACUUUUUCUUCAAAUAUUGGACAACAUGAUUUGGACACAAAGACUAAACAGAUUCAACAGUGGAUUAAGAAAGAACGCCAAGUCCGGAUUACUAUAAAGAAAGGAAAAAAUGUAGACGUGUCAGAAAAUAAAAUGGAGGAGAUAUUUCAUCAAAUACUCCAGACUAUGCCUGGAAUGGCUACAUUCUUAUCUAGGCCACAAGCUGUUCAAGGAGGAAAAGCUUUAAUGUGUGUUCUUCGUCCUUUAAGCAAAAAUGAAGAAAAGGCAUAUGGAGAAACUCAAAAGACCCAGAAAAGAGACACUUUGAACCAAGACCAAGGAAAUGAUAAGGAAUCAAAUGUUCUGCAUCAGUAAUUUUAAUAAAGAAAAGCAUGCUCUGAGAGAAA